CGCAAUAGUAUACAAAGCUGUGGUGAAGUAUCCAUACACAAUAGAAAGGCAUAUUAAAUGCACGUAGCACCCAACAGAAACAUAAUCUGAACCGUUUUAAAUAGUUAAAUAUCGGUAAGUUGAUACUAGUUCAUUAUGGUACGUUCUCGCAAGCUGAAGAUGGCGUCCAUUUGGGACGAGCCCACUCUACUGGAGGAGCUCAAUGAGUUGUACGUCAAACAGCCCGAAAUUCUCGCGGCCAAGAUACACAAGCACUUGCUGACCACUGAAGGCAUCACUGACCUCACAUCAGUAGCCACCAUUCAGGACAUGCCUAAAGGUGUGUCUGAGAUGGUUGUAUCGAAGUUUACUCUCAUGACCACUACUGUAGUGGAGGCAGUGACCUCGGGCGAUAAUGCCGUGACUAAGCUGGUCAUACAGCUACAAGACGGGCUCAAGGUAGAGACGGUUAUCAUUAGACACGGUGCUGUCACUGCACACAACCCUCACGGCGAGAAGCGAACCACUUUGUGUGUGUCUUCGCAGGUGGGGUGCAAGAUGGGAUGUACGUUCUGCGCGACUGGAACUAUGGGCGAGAUAGGAGAUUUGUGUGCGGGUGAGAUCCUAGAGCAGCUGAUACAUGCCAGACAAUGGGCCGAAGUGAGCAACAUAGUGUUUAUGGGUAUGGGAGAACCUUUCAAUAACUACAAGCAGGUGGUUUCGGCUGUGAACUGUAUGAUUGAUGGUCGAAGGUUCAAGAUCGCACCCAAACGGGUUACCGUGUCGACUGUGGGUGUGAUCCCUAAGAUAUACGCGUUUAUCGAGGAUUUGCCUAUGUGCAACCUUGCGUUGUCUCUGCAUGCGCCUGUACAAGAACAGCGGAUGACUAUUGUACCAUCGGCCAAGGCCUUUAAGUUGCCUGCGUUGAUGGAGGCCAUGGACGAGUAUAUCAAGCGUACAAGACGAACGGUGCUGAUUGAGUAUGUGUUGUUGGCUGGUAUUAAUGAUGACGUAGAGACUGCGCACAACCUCGGCAAGCUGCUACAGCCGCGUAAAGACAACGUGACUAUCAAUUUGAUUCCUUACAAUACCACUAAUGUGUCAGAUCCCUACAAACCCCCGGCGUAUCCCACAAUCCAAGCGUAUAUUGAUAUCGUCAUGGGUGAAUAUGGUUGCUACGCAACUGUCAGGAAGGAGAUGGGUGGUGACAUUGCGGGUGCGUGUGGUCAAUUAGUUGUAUCGAAAGAGGAGCAGAAAAGCGCCCCCGUGACUACACUAGUUGUCGACCUGGAGGAUAUGAUGGGAAAGGCCCCUAAAAAGACCUCCGGAGCAGCUAAAUUCGGCGGUGAGAAUGCGCCCCACCAGUCAGGCGCUAUUUGGCCCACAAAUCAGACGAACAAGAAGAAACAGAAGAGGACUGCCGGAGUACCAGAAAAACGCAAAGAGUCACUUUUAGUAACAAAGAACGCGAGCGGUGGGGUGUGCAAAGCUUUGACAGCUGUGUUGGUCGGUGUGGCUUCCGUGGGCUUAGGCGUAGCUCUGUACGGUGGUGGUGAGUUAUAGGUUGUAUAGCAAUCGUUUAUCGCAAAAUAGGACACUCAUAUAUAAGGAUAUACUGUAUUUAAGUUCAUAUUACUAAGGGUUAGUAAAAUUCUAGGUUGUGUAGCCAAUUAUAUUAAAAUUUAGGUCGAUUUUAUUAGUAUUUCAGCCUGCUUUUGAGGCGACACGCAAUAAGUAAAUUUCCAC
Sphaeroforma arctica JP610 is the source of this 1725-nucleotide messenger RNA. RefSeq lists its product as hypothetical. Bases 136 to 1542 code for a protein of 468 amino acids. Gene Ontology annotation, biological process: tRNA methylation; rRNA base methylation. The record is from RefSeq and is a predicted model, not a curated record. Gene Ontology annotation, molecular function: RNA methyltransferase activity; iron-sulfur cluster binding. The transcript has a single exon. Lineage: Eukaryota; Ichthyosporea; Ichthyophonida.